AUGACUCAUCAGUGUAAUCGUAGCUCUGCACGAACUCCCUCUCAGGUAAUCUCACUGGCCGGCGAACACUUGUACAGCUUCGAGCCAUCGGAAUUUCAAAAUGUUUCGGAGUUGGCCGCGCGCGUGGCCACCAUUAUGCAGGUGCCAAACUGUAGCCUUGCGACGGCUGCGGGCGAGAAGCUCUCGCCGCAUGCGGCACUGGACACCCUGGGCGAGGAAGAGCUGACGGCAGUGGUGAUGCUGGACCCCCUGUUUGUCAUGCUUCAGCUGCAGAAGCCGGAUGGAACGCUCCUAUGGCCCAACCUGGGCGAGCUGCAUGCAGCUGCAGAGGCUGCUGAGGAGCAACUGAUUCGGUGCGCCUGUGGUAUCGGCGCUCCUGGACAUUUGUGUGGUAUGCCUUGCCUUCCCUGGGCGGACAAGACGGUGCCUGCCCCUCCAAUGUUCCUUAAGGAUCCGCGCGAGCAUAGGACCUUCAUGGUCAGUGCACCGACCUUUAUUUUCGGUGACAGUGAGGAGAAGUCUAGCGGCUGCCCUAUGCAAGAUGACACUCCUGUGAUCCAUGCUGGCGCUCGCGUAAUCGUCUACGGUGAAAAGCACAUUCACGGGAAGCAGGAGAGAAGGGUUAUCGACGUGGGAGAUGCCCCUAUGACCCUCAAAGAUCUGCAGGCUCUUUGCAACGACAGGCCAGACCUUGACGAAAAGAAAGCGGAGGUGGCACACAUCGACGGAGAAGUCAUCCAUGCGACCAUCAAACUGAGGUCGUAUUCUCGAGAUGAGAUUGCCUUUCAGCUUGAGCAUUCAAGGUACAACUUUGACGAUCUGUGA
Messenger RNA from Symbiodinium sp. CCMP2592, 825 nucleotides. The record is from the annotation of a GenBank genome assembly. Lineage: Eukaryota; Dinophyceae; Suessiales; Symbiodiniaceae.